This is a messenger RNA of Podospora anserina S mat+, 846 nucleotides long. RefSeq lists its product as uncharacterized. Bases 1 to 846 code for a protein of 281 amino acids. The record is from RefSeq and is a predicted model, not a curated record. NCBI's taxonomy places the organism in Eukaryota, Fungi, Ascomycota, Sordariomycetes, Sordariales, Podosporaceae. Gene Ontology annotation, cellular component: membrane. The transcript has a single exon.
AUGCACCGAGGCCCGCAGCCCCUCCUUUGUGCGACCACCGACCUGAGCCUCAUCAUGUCCUCAAAACCGCAAUUGUUCCCAGUCUUCCUCCAGUUUAUGAAAGCUUCCUCAUCCCAUGCUCCCAGUUUGACAUCCACUGGAGAUAUCACAUCUAUCAACAUCUUCUAUCGCAAAACACCAACUUUCAUCCACCUUACAAUGGCCUUCCCCAACAUCCUCUCCUGCCUCUGCGGCCCCACCUCAGACGACCAUCCAUCCCACCACGACGAGAAAUCCCCCCUCUACCCCUCCAGCACCCCAUACACCGACCAACCCAAACCCCAACCCAUACCCCCCUCUCUUUCCCCCUCCCCUUUGAUCAACGACAUCCUCACCCUCCUCCUCACCACACCCCUCCCCAUCACCCCCUCCGCCUCCCAAUCCCGAAUCGGCACCACCCUCGACCUCCACACCACCUCCUGGUCCGAAUACCUCGCCGAAAAGAUCCUCCAUGCCCUCUCCGACCUCCUCGCCACCGCCACCGAUCCCGAGUCCCGCAAGUCCUGGGGCGAGGCCCUCUCCCAAGCCUACGACACCUCCAUCACCAUCGCCGAGGAGCUCUUCAAUGACCUCGUCGAGUAUGUCAAGGGCCACCCCUACGAAAUCGCUGCUACGGUGCUCCUGUCAUUGGUGACAUUUGGGGUUUUGGUCCGUCUUGCUCCACGGGUGCUGGUGCUGCUUGGUUUCAGCGCCGAGGGUCCGGUGGAGGGGAGCUGGGCGGCUUGGUUUCAGAGUACCUAUGGAGGAUACGUACCCAAGGGUUCGCUGAUGAGUUACUUGCAGAGGCUGGGGAUGACGUGGGAGUGA